Cryptococcus wingfieldii CBS 7118 is the source of this 1839-nucleotide messenger RNA. RefSeq lists its product as hypothetical. The transcript has 8 exons. Gene Ontology annotation, biological process: protein transport to vacuole involved in ubiquitin-dependent protein catabolic process via the multivesicular body sorting pathway. Lineage: Eukaryota; Fungi; Basidiomycota; Tremellomycetes; Tremellales; Cryptococcaceae. The coding region runs from base 1 to 1839 and encodes 612 amino acids. The record is from RefSeq and is a predicted model, not a curated record. Gene Ontology annotation, molecular function: protein binding. Gene Ontology annotation, cellular component: cytoplasm; ESCRT-0 complex.
AUGCAGAGAAGAGCCCUGAAGCAGCUGGGUAAAGUCACCCAGUGGACCUCUGAAAAGGUCUUUUCUGGGGAAAAAACCCACCUUUCUGAUGAGUUUAUCGAAACGGAAAAGGAGAUUGAAGUCAGGCGAAUUGGUAUCGAGCGACUGCACGCGACCUCUCUGCCUUUCUACGAGCAACUCACCAAGGCGAAAGCUACGGCCGACCCCUAUCCCCCUCCUGGUUCUGGUAAAGACAAGAUUUCCCGUACUGAAGCUUUGGGUCUGGUCAUGAUUGACUAUGGAGAGGAGAUUGGAGAGGAUUAUGGUGAUGCUCUAUCCAAGUACGGACGUGCGCGAUGCCGUCUUGCCUCGGUUCAAGAAGACUUUGCUAGUCGUAUGAGUGACAGCUAUAUCGCUGGUAUGGAAUCUGCCCUCGCGGCAGUGAACGAGUACAAGACUCUUCGUAAGAAACUUGAUUCUAGGCGCCUUGCCCUUGACGCAACGAUCACCAAGGCACAGAACAGCAAGAAAGAUGCUGCCUUGCUGGAAGAGGAAAUUGAGAUGGCCAAAAGCAGGUUUCAAGAGGUUGAAGAAGAGACGCACUCGAGGAUGGUCGGGAUUCAGGAGGCUGAAGAUGAGCAAUACGCACUCUUGUCGGACCUUUUGGACUCUGAGCUAGAGUAUCAUAGCAAGUGCAGAGGAAUAUUGGAGGACCUUCGUCAGAACUGGGGCAGUCAUGGUAACCGCAAGAAGACUGCUCCCAAGGGUCGAAGCCGCUCGAACACUGCGACUUCUAAUCGUUCCCUGGGUCGUACAGCUAUCACCCGUUCUCAUUCUUCCAAGCACAACACUGCCCCACCCUCGUCCGAGGAGGACACUCAGGAUACCGUCGGCCGCUCCCGAUCCCAAAGCAACGCCUCCAAUUCAGGCAAGAGCAAAGAGAAGAGGUCCAUGCUACCCUCUUUCGGGUCUCUGGGCAGAAAGAGUGGAUUAUCCAAUGUGACGCCCAAGAAGGAGAAAAAGCCGAAAAAGAGCGACAGCCGGGCGGCACUCCAUUCGGAAGAAGAGGAGGAGGAAGAGUACAGGCCUAUGACCUACUUUGCUCCUCACGCAGACAGAGACAAGGACAGGUCUCAGUCUCAGCUGUCCCCGGUCCUGAGCUACAACUCUUCCACGUACGAUCAGCCCCCUCCCUCUUUACGCCGCACCUUCACAUCCCCUCCCACGCCUGACACGCGCUACCCCGAUCCUUCCGCCCGGUAUGUCAAAGCUCUGUACGACUACCAGGCAAACAAGGACGAUGAGUUGGGCUUGCGAGUUGGCAUAGUGAUCAAGGUGGAGACGGAGGUUAAUGAUGAUUGGUGGAUCGGAGAGAGCGAAGGGCGUUCUGGUCUCUUCCCGAAAACGUAUACUGAGGACCAUGUGCCAUCUCCAGAGGCUACCAUGCCGAGAAGACACCUGCCUCCCCCUAUCCAUCAGCCCGUCAAUAACCACAACGUUCCGCCCUCCCCGAAUCUCAGUCUAAAUGACUCUGAGUUCGAGUCUGAAGCAGAAUCCACCCACGAUGGCUUUUACGACCACGACCACAACUUGACGGCGCCCCUCUCUCAUGCUCCCCAACCUCAAGCUGCGCCUGCGCCUCUUCGUGUGAACCCUUUGACGGGCAAGAAGGCACCGGCUCCGCCACCGAGCAGGAGGGCGCAAAGUAGUAGUAAUAUCCUUGAUUUGAGCAAGGAUCUAGGAGAUACAUAUCUGAGUCCGCCGAGGGCUGGCUCAGGGUAUAGGCAAAGAUCGGGGACAGCAACAGCUGCGAAUGGGGGUGCGCCGGGAGCUUCACCGUUUGCCGGGGGUGAUGAUUAG